AUGAAUAGAUCUAUCUAUCUCAGCCUGUUCAUAUCUAUCUAUCUAUCUAUCUAUCUAUCUAUCUAUCUAUCUAUCUAUCUAUCUCAGUGUAUUCGGGCCUAUAUCCAUAUCUGUCUGUCUAUCUAUCUCAGCCUGAUCAUAUCUAUCUCUUUAUCUAUCUAUCUUAAUCUCUAUCUAUCAGGGCUUGUUCAUAUCUAUCUAUCUAUCUAUCUAUCUAUCUAUCUAUCUAUCUAUCUUUCUGUCUAUAUCUAUCUAUCUAUCUAUCUAUCUAUCUAUCUCAGUCUGUUCAUUAUCUAUCUAUCUAUUUAUCUAUCUAUCAAGAUAUUGUACGCUUAUACAUACAUAAUUAUGAAUAGCAAUAUCUAUCUAUCUAUCUAUCUAUCUAUCUAUCUAUCUAUCUAUCUAUCUCAGCCAGUUCAUAUCUAUCUAUCUAUCUAUCUAUCUAUCUAUCUAUCUAUCUAUCUAUCUAUCUAUCUAAAUCAAUAUCUAUCAGGGUUUGUUCAUAUCUAUCUAUCUAUCUAUCUAUCUAUCUAUCUAUCUAUCUAUCUAUCUAUCUAUAAAGAUAUUAUAAUCGCUAUCAGGUCAGGGGUUCUUCUUUACCACAGAUACUCUCUUUCUCUCUCUUCUAUCUCUCACUCCUCCUCUCUCUCUCCCUCUCCAUCUAUAUUUCUCUUCGUCGUCGUCUUCCUUUUUAUUCUUCUCAUUUUUCUAUUUUAUUUCUCACUCGUUUUACAACUACUUCUCCUCUUCCUUUUCCUCCUUCACACUAUCUUUAUUUUUCUUCGUUUACUCCGUUUCAAAUCACUACUUUAUUUUUUUUACCUCCUCAUAUUCUUUAAAUUCCUGUCCUCUCUCUCCUCUUUUCCCUCCUUCAUUUUCCACUUUUUAUUCCAUUUUAAUAUCAUUACUUUAGAUCAUUUUUCUCUACUCCCUCAUACUUCGACCCUUCAGCUUCAGCUACCCUCACCUUCUCCUAUUCAGUCUUUUCCUCAUUCUACUCCUCCUGAAAUCACUCUCCUACAUCUUUACUUCUUUUUCACUUUUCCUUUCUUCCAUUUCCUCCUCGUCUUUGUCGUUAAAAUCUCUCUCUCCAACCUUUAUUCUCUCGCUUCUACUCGCUGUUAUAAUGCUUUAUUUUAUUUUCACUCCUUCCUUUUUGUGAUUAUAUUUUGUUCAUUCACAUUUUUUUUGUUUCUCUUUUCAGUUUCUUAUUAG
Molecule: messenger RNA, 1215 nt
Organism: Acanthosepion pharaonis
Lineage: Eukaryota; Metazoa; Mollusca; Cephalopoda; Sepiida; Sepiidae
Source: the annotation of a GenBank genome assembly